UCUAUUGUGGUUUUCUCGUGGCUAAUUCUACUCUCCUUACUACACAAUAUUAAGUGUUUUCUUGCCUUUCUCUUGUAUUAUAUCUUUCUUGAGUUACUACAAUGGAGUUAACAAGUGUUCUCAAGUUUCUUGAGAACAGAAACAUUCUUGUUACUGGUGCCACUGGCUUUCUUGCAAAAAUUUUUGUGGAGAAGAUACUCAGAGUACAACCAAAUGUGAAGAAGCUCUAUCUGCUUUUAAGAGCUAAAGAUAACAAGGCAGCUUUGCAGCGUUUCAAUACUGAGGCUGUGGCAAAGAACUUAUUCAAGCUUCUAAGGGAAAAAUACGGGGCAAAUUUGAAUACUUUUAUCAGAGAAAAGGCCACGAUUAUACCUGGUGAUAUCACAUGUGAGAACUUGGGGGUGAAAGACCCUAAUUUGGUGGAGGAAAUGUGGAGAGAAGUAGAUGUUAUUGUUAACAUAGCUGCGACUACCAAUUUUGAUGAAAGAUACGAUGUGGCAUUGGAUCUCAAUACGUUUGGAGCUAUAUUCGUACUCGACUUUGCCAAAAAGUGUAGUAAAUUGAAGGUUCUUCUUCACGUGUCAACUGCGUUUGUAUCUGGGGAGAAGGCAGGGUUGAUAUUGGAGACGCCCUAUAGCAUGGGGGAGACUCUGAACGGUACAUCAGGACUAGAUAUUGAUACAGAGAAGAAAGUUAUGGAGGAAACAUUGAAACAACUCAAAGCUAAGGGUUCUUCUGAACAAUCUAUUACUUCAGCCAUGAAGGAGCUUGGCCUUGAAAGAGCAAGAAAGUAUGGAUGGCCCAAUACCUAUGUAUUCACAAAAGCAAUGGGAGAGAUGCUAUUGGGAAACUUGAAAGAAGACAUACCUCUUGUAAUCCUUCGUCCUACUAUAAUUACUAGUACCUUCCAAGAACCUUUCCCUGGUUGGGUUGAAGGUAUAAGAACUAUUGAUAGUUUAGCAGUUGGAUAUGGUAAAGGAAGACUAACAUGCUUCCUCGGCGACCCUAAAGCCGUUAUUGACGUAAUUCCAGCAGAUAUGGUUGUGAAUGCAAUGAUAGUAAGCAUGAUGGGUCAUGCGGACGAAAGAGGAAGUCAAAUAAUAUACCAGGUCGGAUCGUCAGUGUCAAAUCCUAUAGAUUUCACUAGUCUUCAGGACUAUGGAUUGCGUUACUUCAGAGAGCAUCCAUGGAUUAACAAGGAUGGAAAAACAGUCAUUGUUGGAAAAGUUACUGUUUUGAGUACAAUGGAUAGCUUUCACAGAUAUAUGGCCCUUCAUUACUUGCUUCCUUUGAAGGUAUUAGAAAUAGUGAACACAACACUCUGCCAAUACUUUCAAGGCAAAUGUUUGGAGCUUCACCGGAAAAUCAAUUUUGUGAUGCGGUUGAUAGAUCUUUACGGGCCCUAUUUAUUCUUCAAAGGAAUAUUUGAUGACAUGAACACAGAAAAAUUACGUAGAGAAGCGAAGGAGGCUGGUAUUGAAAUGGACGUGUUCAAUUUUGAUCCCAAGAGCAUCAACUGGGAAGAUUAUUUUAUGAACACUCACGUACCUGGUGUGGUAAAAUAUGUAUUUAAGUGAUUAAAGCAGGGGGAAAAAUUGUUUACCACUUCAAACAAUUUAUGUUUCUACUUUGAUGGUUUAAUUGAUAAGGUGUGAAAGUGUACCACGUCUCCUUUGCUGAUGAUACUUAUCACUUUCAAUUAAAUGUAUCCAUUUUAUA
Messenger RNA from Nicotiana attenuata, 1719 nucleotides. Its product is annotated as alcohol-forming fatty acyl-CoA reductase-like. Gene Ontology annotation, biological process: long-chain fatty-acyl-CoA metabolic process; suberin biosynthetic process. The transcript has 10 exons. The record is from RefSeq and is a predicted model, not a curated record. Gene Ontology annotation, cellular component: intracellular membrane-bounded organelle. Bases 102 to 1577 code for a protein of 491 amino acids. NCBI's taxonomy places the organism in Eukaryota, Viridiplantae, Streptophyta, Magnoliopsida, Solanales, Solanaceae. Gene Ontology annotation, molecular function: alcohol-forming very long-chain fatty acyl-CoA reductase (NADP+) activity.